Molecule: messenger RNA, 1020 nt
Organism: Caenorhabditis remanei
Lineage: Eukaryota; Metazoa; Nematoda; Chromadorea; Rhabditida; Rhabditidae
Exons: 4
Coding region: 1-1020 (339 amino acids)
Source: RefSeq, a predicted model, not a curated record
AUGUUAGGACAAUUAUUGCUGGUGUCACUUCUGGUGUCCACACAAUCUGCUCCAUUCUUUGCUCAAGAUACUAACUGUGAUACUGCUGAAGCUAAGAAAUGUGCUCGCGCGGUUACGAGGAUUCCAGACGCCCUGGAAGAAGAUCUCGAAUUCUUUUGUAAUCCAUUGAAGCACUGCACCGACGAGGUGCUUCUUUGCAAUGCAACCUUAACUGAAAUCCAAAAGGUGAAAUCUAGAUGCUGGGUUAUUCCAUCACCUAAUCCAACAUCAAACCCCAACACUUCGACCACCAACUCAACAACAGUGGCUCCAACAACUCUUCCGGUCUCUUCAACUCGCCAAGUCACAGCAUCUUCCGAAGAGGUUACACCAGCUGAAGAAACAACAGAGGCUCCGGUAGCGAACGUAACAAUCUCUACUGGCACUCUAGGGAAUCCCACGACAACUACGGCACAGUCCCCGACCACUCCGACAGUUUCUGUGAAUACAACUCUACCAGCAACGACUCUGCUCACUGAUGCUCCCACCACUUCUUCAACAAGUACUUCUACUACUACAGAAUCUACCACUGACGUUAAAACCACCCCAGAUGCUCCAUCCACAGUUGCUCUCACCUCUCCAACAUCUCCAACUUCUACUACUACAGAAUCUACCCAGGGAACAACCUAUCAUCCACCCGUCACAGAGCCGUCCUCAACCGGCACAACUACUUGGUAUUUCCCAAAAUACUUGGAUAUCGUCACCGCUUCCUGUGUUGCCCAGUUAGAAGCAGCUGGCGGUCAGCACUCGGACCUUGUAAACAUUGUGAAUGGCGCCAUUUUUGUAGCAGAAUAUAUGGAUCCACCAAUUCAAUUCUACCAAUGCUAUUACCUCAAUGAUCAAUAUUGGAUGCAACGUGGGUUGGAUUCAGUGAGCCAAGUCUGCGGAGCAUACGAUGCAAAUAUUUUGAGAACUCGAUUGAUCAACACCAGAAACCAGCUUGGUUGUGAUGUUUUUGGCACAGUUGUCUACACACAUUAA